CGCUUGCGUUUCUUAUCGAUAUCGAUAAAAUGGGGAGGGUUGAAACUUAGACUCCUGUCUACAAAUUUUGUACUCGAAAUCAGGUUAGGAUCGAGUCCACAUUUAAGUUGUAUGUUAUAUAGUGGAUAGUUCUAUGAGUGGACUAAAUAAUCCGUGGUCGGGCUUAAUGUGGACCCGAUUUUUUUUUUACAACACCUUGUUGGAAAGGGGCUUUUUCUUCACAACUAGGAAGGAUCAAAGUAGCACUUUGCAAGUUCACAAGAAAUUUCACAUAUUUUAUUUAAUUAUUAACACUGAUAUACGGGUGCGUAUCGACCGCUAUAAUUUUUAUAUAUAUAAUAUUAGUUGCAAUAACGCUCAUUUGAUAUAAUGAUAUAUUCACAUUAUGUACAAUUAUUGUUUCUUAUAAUGUUAAUUAUAUCGAAUAACAUUUAUUAUAACGUACGUUUUCUUUUUCUUCGUUGGUAAUUUAAUGAUUUGCGCAACAAACUCCAUAUAAAACUUUUUUUGUUCCUAGUAAAUUUGCGUCAGCCUGUAACCAAGCAGCAUACAAGAAAAAUAUUUUUUUUUUUUCAAAUUAGUCAGUAUGCUGUAUGGUCUUAGCCUGUUCAUUAGGAUCGAAUUAAAAAAAAACUAAAUUGACAAUGACAAUCUUGUGAUUCAUGUCAGCUCAGCUGAAUUGUGUAUUUUUAUUUAUUAUCAGCAUUUAUGUGUUAGAUUUUCUCAAAUUUCCGCGUUCUUUAUAGUUCAAUAAAGACAACGCCUUAUUUAAUCUGUACAAAGUGUCAUUUGAAGUGUGAAAACUUAUGAGUAGCUUUGUUUUGUUGUCGUGAAAUCGUUCAACAAUGUUUGGAAGACCAAGAUGUAGGGAAUAUACGCCUCUAGCCACCCAGCAGUUGCGACUUCGGAGUCUUAUACAGAUUGUUGGCUACAAUAUCCGGCCGCCUGAAGGCUGCCUGUAUCAGUGUAGUUUCUACCUGACACUCCAUCAUACUACCAUGUCUGCUCCAUUUUACACCAGUGAGAGGAUCUGCUCUCCGCAUCCCAAAUGGAAGGAGAUUGAUUCAGAAAUUACUCAUCGCAUGUCAUCAACAAACGUCGUUAUACGAAUCUGGUGUCAUAUGUUACCACCGAACAAGGAUUACGAAGAAACAGACCGACAAGACACCGUAAUUCAGACCUGGGGCGUAUACUUCACGGGUCUAAGGUAUUUAGGGGCCAAUUUAGCCUUAAAUUUCACUUCAGACUGCUUCAAAAGCAAUACCCUAGUUUUUCAAAUGCACGGCGGAUACUUUUGCUCAUACAAAAGUCUCAAACUUGAUAUAAUACCACCGGAGAACGAGAUAGAACAUAGUUCGCUAUCUUCAGAUUCUUCCGGUAAAACAAAAACACUGGAAACUAGAUUUAUUCAAAAUCAUAAAGCGAAAUCUAGAUCAAUAUCACCGAGUAAAUAUUCUAGACGGACGGAUAAAGAGUAUUCGAAAAGCCACAGUCCAGUUGAAAGGGGAUUUCAACAGAAUUUUCCUACAAUAAAGAACUCUGUAAGUUUAAAUAUAGGGCAGAGUAGUAGAGAUUUCAAAGAGAGGAGUGAAGAAAAGAAAUUAGAUCCUAAUUUAAUAUAUGAACAUUCUCCGGAUACUCAAGAUGUGAAAGAGUUUAGAAGUGAUGUGAACUGUGAUAAUUUAUCUAAGAACGCUUCAAAAGAAGAUUUAUCAGAGAAUAGAAUAGAUUUGAGUGAGACCGCUGAAAAUUAUGAUCUAAGGAACGAAUCUGAUGUACCAAAGUAUCGGUAUCAUGCUUUGAGCUUUUUGAAAUCAGAAAUCAGACCUAGUUAUAAUUCUGAUAAAUUACAGAAGUUGCAUAUAUUGCAAUAUUCAAUAAAGAAGAAACAAGAAGCUGUGCAGGAUAUAAAAGAGAAAAUAUACAAAAAUUCAGCGUUGACUAGUAAUUUAACAGAUGAAUUUGGUGAUGAAGUGAGAUUAAAAAGUAGGUCCCAGAGGAAUUUGUUUUCUCCAGAUGAAGAUUUGGAGAAGAUUGUGAAGAAUGGUAAGGUUAAGGAUGAGAAGCCGGUUUCUAAUGGACCGAGGCUGGCGUUGAAGUUGAAUGAUCUCCUAUCUUUUAAGUCAAAACCAUCGCCUUUCCAAAGGGCAGAGCAUGUAAGGCUAACGAAGCAGAUAGAAAUAUUGCGGUUCAAGAGAAUAUUACUGGCGGAUGAAAGAGAUAGCAAGCUAGCUAACAUACGGAGGCUGAAAGAAACGCAUGCGAAGCUGUGCGAGGAAAAUCAGGAUUUAGGUCUAGAACUAAUGCAGGGUUACCACAGCCUGUCCCGGCGGUCGGAGCGGCUGCGGGAGCGGCGCCGGGCGGCGGCGGCGCUGCGGGAGCUGGCCGCGCGCGCGCACGGGGAGCUGGCCGCGCACAGCGACUCGCUGCUGCAACAGUUGGCGCAGAUAUUCUAUAUUGAGCAGGUAGACCAGAGCACGUGGAAGAUCUGUGGCGUCCCCCUCCCCGUGUGCUCGGACGGCGCGCGCGCGGCCGCGGCCGCCGACGCCGUCGCCGCCGGCGCCGCGGCCCAGGCGCUCGUGCUGACGGCCGCCGUCCUGAACCUGCCGCUGCGAUACAAGAUCACGUUGCUGGGCUCGGCGACCAAGAUAUUGGAUAUAACUCCGGACUUACCUGACCCGAACAUACCGCUCUUCGCCCGAGGCGGCGACUCGACGCUAUUCCGCUACGCUAUGUUUUUGCUGAACAAGUGCAUAGCGCAACUAUUAUGGGCGAGAGGCCUCCCCGUCACCGAUAUGAGGCCUACGCUCGCUAAUCUACAGAGACUGAUGAUUACACCUCAUAAUCCGAACGACACUGCAAAAUUGUUCGGCACGUAUCGCUGGUUGCCGGACAACCGAUGCUCGCAUACGCAGAGUUUGAGAAGCCUUGUCGCGUCGGAUAGAGGGAAAUAUAGACAGUUCAACAGAUUUAAGGAGUCCGUGGCCGGGCAGUCCCCGCAGGCCGCCAUGUGUCUGCGCCGGCACCGGCACUCCAGGAGUGUAGGCAGCUACAACGACGAUCAGGAAGCACCCGCCUUAGACCAAUCAACAACGUCAAUUAUGGGAAGCGAACCAAACAUCUACAACACUAAACUGACCCACGUUGCGUCAGAACCACCAACAAUGAUGAAAACCCACAACUCUGAUUCCGAAAUUCUACGCCACACGAACGAAAAUGAAAAAGUAAUAUUCACUUUAGGCGACGAAUGCAUCAACGACAUCAAAACAGACAGACUUGUCAAACUAUCAAGCAAUAACCAUGAUGGUGAAGAUGUUAAAAAAAUAUGCACGGAAAUUAAACAAUUCUGUGACAAAGAUGAAGAAGGUUUAGAUAUCGUUAAACAUAUUGAAGGUAACGUGAAUAUAGAUAUAGCUAAAUAUAUGGAGGAGAGAAGAGUUAGUGUAGUCGGUGAGAAGUGUGACGAUUGUGAUGUGUGUGACGUAUCGUGUGCCAAAGUGACUGACGUAAUCGUGAUACCUAGUGCGGAAGCCAUUUUGGAUACAGGACAGGAAGCGGAUGUGGAGGUAAAGGAGUGAUUUGUAUUAUAGAUGGCUUGUGGUGAAGUGUGUGUAAAAAUAUUUGAACUAUUAAAUGGUUAUAAGGUGUUUUCUCAUAUGUGGUUCAAGCGAACGCACGAACAUAUUAUAUAAUAGUUAUUUACGAUAUAACUGCGGAAAGUAGGAACUUUCGCAACGAGUGGUGUUGGAUUAAAACACGAGCGAAAGAAGAGUUUUAAAUCGACACGAGUUGCGAAUCACCUAUUUGCACGUGUAUUGUACAACGUUUUACAGUACAUAUGGUCGUUUAAAUUUUCGAACGGAAAGUGCUUAUUCCGACCAUAUGUAUUGUAAAAUAUAUUGAUUUUAAUUUGUUGAAACUGCAACUUUCGGUGUUUAAUAGGGUUGUUUCCAAUUUUUUCAAACGCUUGUAUUACGUUCUAUAGUAACUAAAAGUUGCCCUAAAAUUCAACUUUUAUACUAAAAACGGCUUUAAAUAUGUCAAAUUAACAAAAUAUAUUUUGACAGAUGCUUUCGCGCCCAAAACGCUCUUUGAAAAUUGUGUGACGUCACAGUUUACGGUUUGACACAUAACUACAUACACACGUAGAAGAUACGAACUGUCAACCGACAUUUGUCAUUUAUCGUUGUUUAUCGCCUAACUGCCAACAGUGUCAAUCUGAGAGUUGUGACGUCAUCAGAAUCUUCAAUGACGUUUCGAGUUUGGUCACGUGACGUGUGCCAAAAGAUAUUUUAAAUUCAAUAUUUACAAAAUUAUGGUCAUUACAGGUCCCCUAAAGGUAGUUUAACAUGUUCUUAUAAUCCAAAAGAAUUUAUUGGGAUACAAUUCUGCCCUAAGAUUUGUAGAUGGAAACAACCCUAUUAAGCUGAAAGUAUGUCCUCAUUUGUACGUUGGAGACAAUACUACAUUUUGAUGUCGUGAAAAUUUAAGUAUAGUCAUCAUAUGAACUCUGUAAAAUAAAUACAUAAAGAGUGGUCUACGUCGUUGAAUUCGUCUUGCAAUAAAUAGAAAGAAAUGUACAGAAAAGCUGGUCUAUUUUAACACUGGUUAUAAUAUAAACCAAGAGGAAUAU
Cydia pomonella (codling moth) is the source of this 4633-nucleotide messenger RNA. RefSeq lists its product as uncharacterized. Lineage: Eukaryota; Metazoa; Arthropoda; Insecta; Lepidoptera; Tortricidae. Gene Ontology annotation, biological process: SNARE complex assembly. The transcript has 10 exons. Bases 846 to 3578 code for a protein of 910 amino acids. Gene Ontology annotation, molecular function: SNARE binding. Gene Ontology annotation, cellular component: lytic vacuole; endosome. The record is from RefSeq and is a predicted model, not a curated record.